CGCAUCCAACAGUGGACCCAACAAGAGCAAACCUUCCUAAACAUCCUCCUGUUAAAUUUCAACGACCCAUCAUCGUGGCAUCGGCCAAUCGAAAAUCAACAAUCUGAGACGUGUACUUGGACUAGUUCGUUUUAACACGAUUUUCUCCAAAUAGCCUGAAGAUUUAAGAAUGACUCUCAUUUCGGGACCUAGCUAUGAAGCCUACUCAUGGGGAGCCCAAGGUUCCAAGCUCGGCAAUCAAACGGUAGUGGACAAGGUUCCUCCUGACAUGCUACACCUGAUCGAUGCCCAUUGGUACCAGUACCCACCGCUAAAUCCUUUAUGGCAUUCGUUGCUUGGCCUUGUGAUAGGUGUACUUGGUUUCAUUUCCGUUUCCGGGAAUGGUAUGGUCAUCUACAUAUUCCUAUCGACAAAGAGUCUUCGUACACCGAGCAAUUUAUUUGUCGUUAAUCUCGCCAUUAGUGACUUCGGCAUGAUGCUCUGUAUGUCUCCGCCUAUGGUAAUCAAUUGCUAUCACGAGACAUGGGUACUCGGACCAGUCUUCUGCGAAGUCUACGCGAUGUUGGGCUCCUUGUUCGGAUGUAGCUCCAUAUGGACGAUGACAAUGAUUUCAUUCGAUAGAUACAACGUAAUCGUGAAAGGUUUAUCUGGGAAGCCACUGACCAUUACCGGAGCUAUUCUUCGUAUAUUCGGUGUAUGGGGCUUCUCUUUGAUUUGGACUGUUGCGCCUAUGUUGGGCUGGAAUCGAUAUGUACCCGAGGGUAACAUGACUGCGUGCGGCACCGACUAUUUCAGUCAGGACUUUUCGUCUGUCUCUUACCUCGUCAUGUAUAGCAUAUGGGUAUACUUCGCUCCGCUGUUCCUCAUCUGUUACAGCUAUUGGUUUAUCAUCAAGGCGGUUGCCGCUCACGAGAAAAAUAUGCGCGAACAAGCGAAAAAGAUGAACGUUGCCUCUCUGCGAUCAUCCGAAAAUCAAAGUACCAGUGCCGAGUGCAAACUGGCAAAGGUUGCUCUUAUGACGAUCUCCUUAUGGUUCAUGGCAUGGACUCCGUAUCUAGUCAUCAACGUCUCCGGCAUAUUCAACCUCAUGAACAUCACUCCUCUCUUCAGUAUCUGGGGCGCUGUAUUUGCCAAAGCCAACGCUGUCUACAAUCCAAUUGUUUAUGGAAUUAGCCAUCCAAAAUACCGAGCAGCACUCUUCCAGAAGUUCCCAUCGUUGGCAUGCGCGAGCGAACCAGCACACACGGACGCAACCUCCACUGUUUCUGGUACCACCACCGUUGCGGACAGCGAAAAGUCCAACGCGUAAAACAGCAACGCACUUUCGAUCGAUCGAUCAAAGAACAAUGAACAGUAUAAAUAAAAAUACGCCCGGCUAGGAUAAGGAAAGGACGAUACGACGUUUAAUUACAGACACGAUUUGUAAAUAUUAAUAUCGGUUAUCGUGUUGAGAGAUACGUUCAAUUCAAAAUUCUACCCGAGGGAAAAAACCAUCACCUGAAAAGCAUAUUCAUUUCGAUCAGAGUAUGUCUCCAAUAUACGGAAUUGCUCUAACGCGCGGUAUUAAAUGUAUAAUCUUUUAAUCGCCUAUGAUCGAUGAACGUAUGAUUCUCAUUUACACCACAAUGGGAAUUAUUUUAACAUCAAAUCAUAGGAAAAGAUUCGAAUUUUCUACAUUUUAUUGCCCAGCAAUAUACAUGGUCACUUUGGUAUAGCAGGCAUCAGCUCUAUGUUUACUAACUAGGUAAACAUGUUUCAUAUUAUUGUAAGAUAUGAUGAGAGUGUCGUGUCUGUAUCUUAAUUUUAUAAAUACGAAUAAACACUGCAAGCAACAAGAUAA
This is a messenger RNA of Hylaeus anthracinus, 1840 nucleotides long. RefSeq names its product rhodopsin, long-wavelength-like (gene Lop1). Gene Ontology annotation, biological process: visual perception; G protein-coupled receptor signaling pathway; phototransduction. Gene Ontology annotation, molecular function: G protein-coupled receptor activity. Gene Ontology annotation, cellular component: membrane. The coding region runs from base 170 to 1309 and encodes 379 amino acids. The record is from RefSeq and is a predicted model, not a curated record. Lineage: Eukaryota; Metazoa; Arthropoda; Insecta; Hymenoptera; Colletidae. The transcript has 6 exons.